Messenger RNA from Musa acuminata AAA Group (dessert banana), 2365 nucleotides. RefSeq lists its product as uncharacterized. The transcript has a single exon. NCBI's taxonomy places the organism in Eukaryota, Viridiplantae, Streptophyta, Magnoliopsida, Zingiberales, Musaceae. The record is from RefSeq and is a predicted model, not a curated record. Bases 1173 to 2075 code for a protein of 300 amino acids.
UCCAGAGUACACUACUGCUGCUUUACCAGGUAGAGAAACAGCUAAACAAUCCAGGAACUGGCAGAAAUGGAAGCAUCACAGACUCCCAACUUGUGAUCCACCAAGUUGCUUGAUUUACUUCUAAAAUACUUGGUUCACAGCAUGACUUAGCUUCUAUCUUGUGCACUCACAGCAUCUUCCAUCUCAGAAUUCUCUCCCAUGGCUAGCCUCCAAAAGUUCCAGCAUCACACAUACUACAUGACACCUCAGAGAAACCCCAAAAGACCCAAACUUCCAUGCAUGAGCCCCCUUUUCUGGUCAGGCUUGGAGCCAACAUGGGACCCCACUGCAAGCCUCUCCUGGUCCAUUCCUUCCUUUUGUCAUCACCAGGUGUUCUGAUUUGCUUCACAUGCUCUUCCCAAAUGCUAUUUUGUUGCAGCACACAAGAGGUUUGCCAAUAGUUUUACCUCUAUUAACAACCUCUGUAAUUUUCAGGUAUCUGGACUGCAUGUGUUGGCUCUCCCAUUGAUUCAUUUGCAUCAGAAUUUGAUGAUGGUACUGUAAUGGCCCCAACAUCUAUCAAUGACAUGGGGUUGGUUAAGAUUCUUGCAAUGGCAUUAAGAAACAGAGGCAUGCAGUAACUUGAGAAGAUUAAGACCAACCUGGCCUCUGCUUGGUGUAUGAGUUCCCACCUGCUCCCCUUGAAUCCUUUAGGACAAUAAGGAGAGAUUAUAAAGGGGAUAAAUAAAGGCUCUCCAACUUGACAUGAAUCCAGGAUAACUUAUCAGCAUUCUAAAGGUACAACCUUCGGCAUCACUCAACUUCUCAUAGAUAUUCUUUUUCUUUCAUGAGGCCAACCUAUGAACUCCUACUCUACAUUAACUACUUCCACUUACUCAAAUCCAACGACAUAAACACAACAUCAUCACAUCCAGCAUGCCAGAUCUGAUCCUUGAGGAAGAAAAAGAAGUUUCUCAAGGCUGCCUAUAAAGGGGGCAUGCCAUGGCCCGCCCACAGGCCAAUACAGUGGGAAUGUCUCGAGAAGUUAGAAUACAGUGAGCCUGCCUCGCUUUCCUUUAGUUUAUAUUCUCUCCUCCCUCCACUGCUACCCCCUUCGAGUCUCCACCACUUGUAUAUUUCCUUCGACCGCCCUUUCCUCCAAAGAAAAGGUGGAACAAGUCCAAGCAACGACAAUGGCUCCAUCAGAGGAACGGGAGGCCAUUGAGGAAGAAGAGGUGUCCCUUUCGCCCUCGGAUCUCCCGGUGGCCGCCGACAAAGAUGAUGAUGGCGAGUGCAAGUCCAGCGACGCUGAGGACGACUUCGAGUUCCGGAUAUCGGUGGCUGGAGGCCUCCUUUCCCAUGCGGCCGAGACCGACAUGUGCGCGGCCGAUGAAGUGUUCUUCCAGGGCCAGAUUCUUCCACUGCGGCCCUCCGUUGGCUCCGACAGCGGAUUCUUCGUCGCCAGCCGGGCACCGAGCCGGAGCAGGUCGAUGUCCGACUCACUCGACCAGUAUUCCUCUACCGUUCUGGGAUUGGGCUUCAACAGCACGAGUCGGAGUAAUAGCAGCGGCAGCAGCAGCAGGAGCAGCAGUGGCUGUGUGAGUAGGAGUCAUUCGUCGAACAGUCAUGGAAGCAGCACCUGCGAGCACCCCCGGGUAUCACUGUCCAACAACUUCUACGCUCAUCCAAGUCCCACGCCGCAGGUUCGCAUCCUAAGGAACGCCCACGCGCGGCGGAGGAGCACAAGUUCUGCGCCACCAGGGUGGGGGAUCUUCCGGUUGGGCAUCGCCAAGGCCCCCGAGAUCGAAUUAUACGACAUCAGGUCGCGAAGGUCGAACAGCGGCAGUGUCAGCGGCAGGAAGAGCAAUGUCGACGCCGAGGAUGCAAAGAAGGCUCUAAGAGGUACAAACCGUAGUACUUCAAAGAAUGCCGCAGAUGUCCAGAAGAAGGCAGCGUCCCAGGCCGCCGGGCGUGGGUUCAGCUGCAAGUGCUCCCCGGACGCGCUGGAGCCGGUCGCCAUACCGAAGCUGGGGGUCACAAAGAAGAAAAAGGAGCAGCAGACCACGCACAGGAGUAGAGGAGAAUUGAACGGUUGAAGGGUCUCUCGACUGCAAAGGCAACAGGAAGAUGAGAUGCAUGGUGGUCAAAGAGCUGGUUUGACUCGUCCACCAUCUGGCUUCUCAUUUGCAUCGUCUUCUUUUUCUCUUCUUUCAUCUCUUGGAGUACUCCAAUGCAUAAACCUGCUCAACUUUGUAGAGCUUUUUGUUCUUCUUUUGUGUUUGUAAGUGGGAGGUAAUGAUAAGAGCGUGCCUUUUGCUCGAGAAGCUUUGAUGGUGGUGGAGAAGGGAGCUUUGGGUGUGUGCCUAUUUCCCUUAGAAUAAUUUCC